AUGUCGCAAUCCGUGGCUCAGCCUCCCGCUACGGGACCAGGUGCUCUUGACGGCGGUGGAAUCCCAGUAGCCACUGGGGAGCAGAAGUCAGGUCAAAAGGUCGCUCCGAUCAAGAAACGCCAACGUGGUAGAAGGCGCCAGCACAAGAAUCAGGAUUCAGCAACAGUGGAAUUCGAGAGUUCAGUAGCAUCGAAUGCGCUACAAGCCCAUGAGGCAUUUGAUGACGGCGAUCCCCCUACAACGGCCGGGACUGCAGUAACCAAAGAAGACGAUGCUAUACGGCCGAAAGCACGAAAUGCGCGUCCUGCAAAACUAGAGCGUGCUAGGCGAAAUGGAGCGAAAGCAUCUCCGCCCGUAACAACUUCUUUGGCGUCAGCAGAAGUUGCAACAGUGAAGCCAGCCUUUGCUGCCCUUGCUGUGAUGGGACCCGACGUCGUGCUAGAUCAAGUCGACAUCAUCGCCAACCGCAACAGUCUUCGCAAGCUACUCGAUUUUUCGGCUGGGAGGAAACUGGACAUUUUCUGCAUGGGCUUACACAUGGUCGGCAAUACGCUCGUUAUUAGCCGUAAAGAACGGAACGCUCAACAAAUGAUCCAUGGUGCACCGAACGCGGGCUACGGACAUAACUUCGAGAAGACCUUCACGAUGCCUGAUCAUGGAAUGGGGAACUCUAGCAGUCAUCACAGGGUCAUUCGGUACCAUAUCGGCCCUUUGAACUGCGUUGUCCGUUUUGAAGUCGAUGCGUAUUACGAUGACCCGGGUGUCGUCCUGGACUCGAAGUCUAAACAGCCUAGGGAUGAGCCCGUUAGCACCGUGAGCGCUGCUAUGGCACAACUUAAUAUUGCAGGCCUGCCACCAACUCAAACUAAACCUCGAAAGACUCCCGCCGAUAAGCCUACCGUAGUCGUUGAAAAGGGAACAUUCAUCGACCCGUCCAAGCUCGCGGAGAUCAAAGCCAAGAAGGCCGCACGUCUUACAGAAGCACUACCGCAGCUUUGGUUCGGCCGUACGCCCUACUUUAUGAACGGCAACCAUGACAAGGGUACGGUGCACUCGGUGAGUAUCAGUCAUGCUGAAAAGGAGUACCCCCGAUGGGAGGAAGCCAAUCAAGACAGGCUGCGCAAGAUGGUGAGUUUGCUGGCAGAAAUAAAGGAGGUCGUCGCAGGUACGAAGGAGCGCGCAGCCGUGCUAGUCUACGAUGAGAAAGGCGGGCCAUUGAAGGUAUAUGCAAUGAAGAAGAACGGCGGUGUUCUGCCAGCGGACCUCAUCUCAAGACACUGGAGUACUGCAUAG
Alternaria infectoria is the source of this 1293-nucleotide messenger RNA. RefSeq lists its product as uncharacterized. The transcript has 4 exons. Lineage: Eukaryota; Fungi; Ascomycota; Dothideomycetes; Pleosporales; Pleosporaceae. Bases 1 to 1293 code for a protein of 430 amino acids. The record is from RefSeq and is a predicted model, not a curated record.